Aphanomyces invadans is the source of this 911-nucleotide messenger RNA. RefSeq lists its product as hypothetical. The transcript has a single exon. The record is from RefSeq and is a predicted model, not a curated record. NCBI's taxonomy places the organism in Eukaryota, Oomycota, Saprolegniomycetes, Saprolegniales, Verrucalvaceae. The coding region runs from base 15 to 656 and encodes 213 amino acids.
GAGCGGAAAUCGCCAUGACGUAUGCGGAGUACGUGCAUGGAUGGCUGAGUUAUGCAGCGCUUGUGAUUCAUUUCGUCGUGGAGAAGAUAUGGACUACGGUUGGCGUGCCGACACCGUCGUCAGCGUUGGCUCCUGCGGGGGACGACGACAAGGAUGCGUCCCACCUACUCCUUGGAGGAGGAGCGUACUCCCGCUCGUCGUCGUCCACAUUAACUCCGGAAUCAUCAGAGAAUGAUAGUACCAUUGUGAUAAUCCACCAUGGAAGUGUGGCCCAAUUCUGCGGUGUCCCUGAAGUCGACGAGAUUGUUCAACAUGCGACGUUGGAAGAGUUCUGCACCCCACCACCACAGAACAACCAAGAACUACUCGAGUACAUUGACGGAUACGUGGGAUGGCUCACAUCACCGCGACAAGACAUGAAGCAGACGCAGUCCCGACGCGUCAGUUCUGUCAAGAAUGCCAAAGAGUUCAUGCAGUGGCUGAACAGUGAGCCCGAAGAGGAAAAAGACGACCAGUUCGAGAAGUCGUCAAAAACUCAAGUCCUCGGAGCGAGCGACAACCAGGAAGAACCUGAAGUCGACGGUCAUGAGGCAUUGAAGAAUGGAUUUGACGCGACAACGGCGCCGUGGUCUACGGAGAUGUACAGCGUCGCCUAAGCUACGACGUGCAUACAUAAAUCCAUCUUCGUGCAUUCGAUGAUGACUUGAACGAGCACCUUCAAGUACAACCUAGUCACACGCCCACACAACGCGUUCGUCGCAGCUCAAGCCCAGUUCACUCCACACGGACCAUGGAAUGUGCGUCGUUUGCUAAGGUUGUGUCCUCAGCUCUGUGGACCGCAUUCGCGAUCGUCACGCUUGCCGCUACUGGCCCACUUGCGAUGCCGCCAUCUAGUUGACCUGUGCAAAAAA